CGGAGGACUAAUUUUUCUCUCCAUUUUUCAAUCUCCAUGGCUGCUGCUUGUUUCUGAUUUUUGCUAACUUUAGAAGCAAAGUGACCACCUUAUCCCCAAUAUUAAUAAUUUAAUACUCCGUACAUGUAUUUUUUGUUUUUUAAAUCGGAUAAGACAAUCUUGUUCGUAUUCAUCUUCUCCGCCGCUGCCGACGGCGCGUGGACGAUAUCCUCCGUCUAUUUUUGCUAGAAGCUGAAAACUGCUCUGAGAGAGAAAUGAUGUGGGAUGACUGGGACGGCGAUUUUCGACUAUCACAGAACGGUGAAGAUCGCGGCCACGAAGCUCGACAGGAGGAGGAAGGGCAACGCCGCCGAGGCGAGGAGGAGCACGACGAGUCUUCUCACUUUGACUUCGAUUUAUCAUCUCUCAUUCCUAAGCCUAAGAAUUAUUAUCACAUACUGGAAGUGGACUACGAUGCUACUGAGGAAGUCAUUCGAUCCAACUUUAUCCGUCUCGCUCUGAAAUGGCACCCAGACAAGCAGAAAGGGGAGGGCAGUGCCACCUCAAGAUUUCAAGAGAUAAAUGAAGCUUACCAAGUUUUGAUAGAUCCGGAGAAACGCCAGGAAUAUGAUACAAACGGGUUGCCCUGCGUCCUAGACAGCAACAUAGCAGACUAUCUAAACCGUUACAAGGGACUUAUUCUGACGUGCAAUGGUCUUGGCAUGAAGCACUAUAUAUUGUAAACAUAAAAACACAACAAAUAUUCUUGGGGAGAUUUUGCAAGCAACGGAUUUUGUCACACCUCCCUUUUUAGGGAAUGCCCACAUCCCUACCACCAGAAGUUGCUGCUUUCAUUGUACAUAUAUAUCAUAUAUAUAUAUAUAUAUAUAUAUAUAUAUAUAUAUAUAUAUAUAUUUGUAACUAUUAUCUAAUCUAUGUAUGUGAGGUUGUCGCUUUGUGCACAAGUUCUUUAUCUUUUAGAGGAACAAGUGUGAUGAAGCCUGGUAGCCUCCUGUUGUUGUUUUCAUCUGUCCAUGUUGCUGCACCGGAAAUGCGAGAAACUAUAAAGUUUUGGUGAGUUUCUUACAACCUCUUCAUGAGCUUUUUCCUCAUAUGAUGAGCAAGAAGCAAACUUUGGCUAUGCAUUACUAUGGCAAAAUAAAAACAUGUUGCCAUUGAUUGAAUCAUGAUGAAUAAAACUUCCGGGUGUCACGUUUAUAUUGAACGGGUUU
Messenger RNA from Cuscuta campestris, 1211 nucleotides. NCBI's taxonomy places the organism in Eukaryota, Viridiplantae, Streptophyta, Magnoliopsida, Solanales, Convolvulaceae. The record is from the annotation of a GenBank genome assembly.